CUCACUUCAGAGGAAUUCGGAACAGUGAGCUCAACACCUGACUCCACGCCUCCCUGCUCAGAUGGUGGAAAUGAGGAGUCCGACUUCCCAGAACUGCAGACGGCCAGGGAAUGGUCUGACGACGAUGAAGGCCUGGAGGAUGAUGACGCAUGUCUCAGCAGCUCUUCCGUGUGGGGCACACCACGUCAGAACUCCUUUGAGCUCACCUUCUCCUACAUUGCCUUCUCCGAGAGCGACGGCUCAUCGCGGAGAGACUCGGGGCGCCGCAGGACUGGCGGGAGGGGCGGCCGCGGUUCACUGCUCCGCAUGGACACUCUGGAGACCCAGGGACCUCCGGACUCCCCUGCUGUGGAUUGGGACCCUCAUGCCUUCUUGACUGUAGAAGGGGAGGGAGACACGGAGGAGGAGAGCCUGCAGUGGACUCUAGAUCCACAGACUCACAGGGUGGAGGAGUUUCAGGAUAAAGACACAAGGACAUGGGAAGCAACGGAGGAGAUCUCAGGCAUCCAAACAUACAACUUAACAUGCAGUCAUCAAGAUGAGCAAAUAACAGUACCACAGCUUCAUGGGUCAAACCCUUCUGUUGCCACGGAAACCACCGCCACCCUGCAGAUGGUGGAGCAGUCACACACAACGCCUCCUGCCAAAGGACGAAACACUCAGGAAGAACAGCUCUGUAAGCAGUGCUACUCCACUCUCAACUUAACAGAGGGGCCAACAGUUUGCAUCCAGAUAGCAGUGAUGGACCUGAUCUACUGGAAGGACAUGGAGCGGACGGGGAUGGUGCUCACAGGGCUGGUGGUGGGGCUGCUGUCGCUGUUCCAGCUGAGCAUCAUCUCUGUGGUGUCCACGCUCUCCCUGGCCAUCAUGUGCUUCACCAUCUCUGUCAGAAUCUACAACAAACUGCUGCAUGUGCUCCAGCUGGGAGAUGGAGUUCACCCUUUCCAGUCAAAUUUAGAGUUGGACAUCAGUUUAAGUGGGGAAGAGGUGCAGCACUACAUGCAGAAGGCCAUUGUGCUGUCCUGUUCUGCCGUAGACACAAUAAGGAACCUCAUCUUUGUGGGCAACCUGUUCAACUCCCUCAAGGUGAGGCCUGAGAACUGACGAUCCUGUAUAAAAUUCAUUCAUCUGAAUCUGUCUGCUAGAUCAAUGAAAUAUAUUCCACAUUGAUGAA
Messenger RNA from Sinocyclocheilus grahami, 1174 nucleotides. Its product is annotated as reticulon-3-like. Gene Ontology annotation, cellular component: postsynaptic density; neuron projection; endoplasmic reticulum membrane. The record is from RefSeq and is a predicted model, not a curated record. The transcript is spliced from 5 exons. The coding region runs from base 307 to 1104 and encodes 265 amino acids. Lineage: Eukaryota; Metazoa; Chordata; Actinopteri; Cypriniformes; Cyprinidae. Gene Ontology annotation, biological process: endoplasmic reticulum tubular network formation; brain development; neuron differentiation.